UCUCUCUCCGCCCCUUGUCAUCUCCACGGUUUCCUGCUCGGGCCGAGCAGGAUAAUAUAUCUUCUGUCAGUCACCUUGGGUGAGCAAGUGGAAGAGCUAGAAACUGACUAGGUACUUUCAAGAAACAAGAAUUUCAGCCUCUAAAACAUUAUCUUGCAGAGAACAUACAGGAGCAAAGAAACUAUGGCCUUGAAACAGAUUUCCAGCAAUAAGUGCUUUGAGGGGUUUCAGAAAGUGUAUGAGCAUGACAGUGUGGAACUAAAAUGCAAAAUGAAAUUUGGAAUCUACUUACCACCGAAAGCAGAAACUGGGAAAUGUCCUGUACUUUACUGGCUAUCUGGUUUAACUUGCACAGAACAAAAUUUCAUCACAAAAGCUGGUUAUCACCAAGCUGCAGCAGAAUAUGGCCUCAUUGUUGUUGCACCAGACACCAGUCCACGUGGCUGCAAUAUUAAAGGAGAAGAUGACAGCUGGGACUUUGGUACUGGUGCUGGUUUUUAUGUGAAUGCUACUGAAGAACCUUGGAAAACCAACUAUAGGAUGUACUCUUAUGUAACAGAUGAGUUGCCCAAGCUGAUAAAUGCCAAUUUUCCAGCUGAUCCAAAGAAGAUGUCAAUUUUUGGCCAUUCUAUGGGAGGCCAUGGAGCUCUGAUUUGUGCUUUGAAGAAUCCUGGAAAAUACAAAUCUGUGUCAGCAUUCUCUCCAAUCUGCAAUCCAAUGCUCUGUCCUUGGGGGAAAAAGGCCUUCAGUGGAUAUUUAGGAUCAGAUCAAAGUAAAUGGGAGGCAUAUGACGCUACUCAUCUUGUAAAGUCUUAUCCAGAUUCUCAGUUGGACAUAUUAAUAGAUCAAGGCAAAGAUGACCAGUUUCUUAAAGAUGGGCAGUUACUUCCUGACAAUUUUAUAGCUGCCUGUUCAGAACGGAAAAUUCCAGUUGUUUUUAGAUUGCAAGAGGGAUAUGAUCAUAACUACUACUUCAUUACAACUUUUGUUAAUGAUCACAUCAGACAUCAUGCAAAAUACCUGAAUGCAUAAAGCUUCAUAUAUGAGUGAUCUCAAGAUUAUGAAAGUUACCAAAAACCAAACUUUUGAAAAGAUAGUAUUAUACAUUAAAAAUUACUGCUGUGAAUACUCACUUCUAAUUUUUAUCAAAAACCCAUCUCCUGCUGAAUAUAUAAAAUCAAGUAAUAUGAUUUCUUUUUGUUCCCCACGAGUAAGUACCCUGAUAGAAGACAUGUCAUAGCUUAGGGCCAUUUUAAAAUCUUUGUUAAAUCACGUUCAAAGAAUCACAGAAAAUGUAAAUGAUUAAGUUGUUUCUAAGGAAUAAAGUGAUGCAGAUGUACUUGGAGACAGAACAGUUAGUUGUUGGUCGUUGGAUAUAUCAGUUCUUUGAGAACUAAAUUAUGGAAUUGUAUCUUAGUAACUGAAUAAAGAAAUGUAAUGCAUUGAU
This is a messenger RNA of Gracilinanus agilis (Agile Gracile Mouse Opossum), 1447 nucleotides long. RefSeq names its product esterase D (gene ESD). The coding region runs from base 184 to 1032 and encodes 282 amino acids. The transcript has 11 exons. The record is from RefSeq and is a predicted model, not a curated record. Gene Ontology annotation, cellular component: cytosol. Gene Ontology annotation, molecular function: S-formylglutathione hydrolase activity. Lineage: Eukaryota; Metazoa; Chordata; Mammalia; Didelphimorphia; Didelphidae. Gene Ontology annotation, biological process: formaldehyde catabolic process.